Notothenia coriiceps (black rockcod) is the source of this 729-nucleotide messenger RNA. RefSeq names its product mitochondrial ribosomal protein L45 (gene mrpl45). The transcript has 6 exons. Gene Ontology annotation, cellular component: mitochondrion. Bases 37 to 729 code for a protein of 230 amino acids. The record is from RefSeq and is a predicted model, not a curated record. Lineage: Eukaryota; Metazoa; Chordata; Actinopteri; Perciformes; Nototheniidae.
AACCGGAAGUCGUCUUUUGUGUCAGACGGUGUCAAGAUGGCGACGCCCAUGAGGAGGACGCUGGUUGCUCUUCACAGGGCAACAUGUAGCAGUUUAAUGAAUGCCGAGGCGUCUCUGGACCUUCGGCACCCGCUCCCUCUGUACCUGCCGGUCCGGACUAAGAAGCGGUACUUCAUCCCUCCGGCGCCGGGGAUGAAAGGGAUGAAAGAUGUUAACAUCGAGGACAGGGCCCGAAGAGCCGGCGUUGCCCCCAGACAGCAGUACUUUGAGAGGCCCAUCAACAUCGCCUCCACUUCGGGAGUCUUCGACCCCUACAUCCCUCCGGAGGGCGACGCUCGACUCUCCUCUCUCUCCAAAGAUGGCCUGAAGCAACGAGCUGAACAGAUUAAACAGAGCGCCGGCUCUCAGCUAGCGAUUCGUAAAAUCAAAGAGCACGACCCUCAGUUCUCAACGAAGACUUUUGCAGAGCAGGCUCAGGAACUCUUCAUUGAGGCCCACACCGCCCUGACACAGUUCAACAAGGAGAAGCUUCACUCCUUGUUGACAGAGAGGUGUUAUCCUGAGAUGACGAGGGGGAACCGUUACAAGACGAUCAGCUGGAGGUUUCUGGAGUCUCUGGAGCCGCCCAAGGUGGUCCACGCUCGCUGCCCCGACAUGAUCUCCAAGGGCAACCUGUACGGCCAGGUGACCGUCCGCAUGCACAGCAAACAGGUACGACCCGCAUGUUGA